Messenger RNA from Gambusia affinis (western mosquitofish), 3867 nucleotides. Its product is annotated as gastrula zinc finger protein XlCGF26.1-like. Gene Ontology annotation, biological process: regulation of transcription by RNA polymerase II. The record is from RefSeq and is a predicted model, not a curated record. The transcript has 5 exons. Bases 1105 to 2685 code for a protein of 526 amino acids. Gene Ontology annotation, molecular function: DNA-binding transcription factor activity; RNA polymerase II cis-regulatory region sequence-specific DNA binding. Lineage: Eukaryota; Metazoa; Chordata; Actinopteri; Cyprinodontiformes; Poeciliidae.
GGUUAGUAAGUCGGAAGUUACUGAAUGUAAAAAUGAAAACUUGACUGGGUAGGUCCAGACAGAAAAAAACGUCUUAUUGUUUGUUGUGAAUAUCUCAGUCUGUCUCUCAGAAAGUCUUCAUGAGGACCCUUCAUCAACAUUUAUGUUUAAAUCGCCGGUCAUCUGUAGCUGACGCCUCCUAUACAGUAUGUAUUUAGCCUUCAUUAGCAAAGUGGCUGAACUGUUAGCCGCCGUGGAGCUAAACCAGCUAAUAGUAGGGAGUUAAUCAGUGUUUCCAGCGUGAGAGCCUGCAGAAGUUAAUGGUUUAGAGCUACACAUUCCGAGUUUGUGACACUGUGUGAGGAAGACCACACGGGCCGUCUGCGGAGACCUCCUCUAACAUCGUUGUUCAGGUGAGGAUCAAGAGACUGGAGAAAGUUAGAAAGUGGACCCAGAACUAUUGACCCAGAUGCUGAUUGGUGUCUGACUCCAGCUUCAGUAGAAAAACUGAAGAUCCCGGUUCUAUGGCUGAAACUUUGACAUAGGCUGAAGACAAAUAUUGUGUAAAGGGAAAUCCCAGGUGGAGCGAGGAUGACUGAGAUGAUGAAGGUUGAAGCAGAUGAACCUGGAGGGUUCAGCUUGGAGUCUCCCAUUCCUGCAGCGUCCACAUCAGAACUGGAGGAGAAAACGCAAGACAGCAAGGAUCUCAUCCAGACGGUGGUGAUAAAAGAAGAGUUUGUCCAUGACUGGAGCUCCAGUUCGGACCAACAGGAUUCAGAGACACUUGACAUAAAGGAGGAAGAGGAGGAACUGUGGAUCAGCCAGGAUCAUGUUGUGAAGGUUGAAGAUGUAGAAAAAUCCCAGUUGUGUGAACUUGAUGGAAUCAAACCUCUUGCCGACAGAGAGACAGCAGCUCCAACCUGCAGCUCUGCUGAUCUGUUGGAAACAGAUCCUGAUGGAGAUGACUGUGGAGGAGCAGACGCAGACUGGAGCCCAGAUCCAUUUUGUUCUUUUCAACAAAGUGACACGACUGUUCACAAAAGAGUUUCAGGUUAUAUAGCUGGAACCUUGACCCAGUUGAAGAUGUAAAGGCUGCAAACAAGAAUUUUCAGAAUAAAAAUCCAGAUGUUCCCUGUCCACCAGAACUUCAGUUUGGACCAGCGCACCCUAGAACCUCUCCAGAUAAAGGAGGAACAGGAGGAACUGUGGAUCACUCACACAAGAGGGCAACCUACUGUGAAGGGGGAAGAUGAUGAGAAACCUCAGUUGUCAGAGCUUCAUCACAUUAAAACUGAAGACAAUAGAGAGACUGAAGCUUCAGCCAGCAGCUCAGCUGAACUGAUGAAAACAGAACUUGAUGGAGAAGAGUGUGGAGGAGCAGAACCAUAUUCAAAAUGCUGCCUUGAGUUAAAAACUGAUGAAAUUACUUCAGAUUCUUCUGUGACUGAAAUCACUGAUGAUGAUGAUUGGCAAGGUCCUUUGUCAGGUUCUGAUCCUGACAUAGGAUCACAAACUCAAUAUAAGGAUCAGAGUAUCAAUAUUCAGAAGACCAUAAAACCUCAGUCAGAGUCUGGUAAAAAAAAUGUCUCCAAGUUUCCUUUUCAGGAAGGAAAAAGCUCUUCCCUCUGUUUGGUUAACCAGAAAUGUCCUGGAGUUAAAGAAAACAUGGAUUCCCCACCGGUCCAUGGUAGUUACAAAUGGUUUUGUUGUGAUGUUUGUGGAACACAUUUUACCAAAAAGGGAAAUCUGGAGAAACACGUGAUGGUUCACAAACAAGAAAAAACAUUUACCUGUGAAGAAUGCGGUAAAAACUUCAAACGACAUUUACAGCUUACUGUUCAUCUUAAAAUUCACAGAGGUGAGAAGCCUUAUCGUUGUGAUUUUUGCGGUAAAGGGUUUAUAGUAAACAGUGCUCUGCAAGCACACAAGAGGCUCCACUUAGGAGAGAAGCCAUUUGGCUGUGAUGUUUGUGGUAAAACCUUUCAUUUAAGGAGGAUUCUGAAAAUGCACAUGAAGGUGCAUUCGGUGGAGAAACCAUUUCAUUGUACAAUGUGUGAAAAACAAUUCAAAUGUCCAUAUAUUCUUAAAAAGCACAUAAGCCUCCACUCUGGACUGAAGCCAUUUGUUUGUGGUGUUUGCAGUAAAGCAUUUUCACAAGAAGAAACUCUAAAAACACACAUGGUUGUUCACACUACAGAAAAACCAUUUCCGUGUGAUAUUUGUGGAAAAAGUUUCAAAUAUAUGUCCUACGCUCGAAAACACAAACUGUUUCACAGUGGCGAGAGCGGACAUAGCUGCGAUAUUUGUGGUAAAACGUUUGUUUUAAAGCCUGCGCUGAAGGCACACAUGAGGAGUCACACUGGGGAGAAACCAUUCUCCUGUGAUGAUUGUGGAAGACGGUUUCAUGUUAAGGCAAACCUUAAACAGCACAUGAGGGUCCACACAGGCGAGAGGCCAUUUGCCUGUGAUGUUUGUUGUAAAACAUUUAGUAGAAAGACCCAUCUUACAGUGCACACACGUAUACACUCGGGAGAAAAACCAUUUUUCUGUAACAUUUGUGAAGAAAAAUUUCGAUUUCAGCACAAUCUCAAAACACACAUGAGGGUUCACACAGGAGAAAGGCCUUAUGUUUGUAGCUUUUGCUGUAGAGGAUUUUCACGACAAGAGCACCUAAACAAACACAUUGUUAUUCACACAGCAGAAUAAGUUUAGUUUUUGUCAUUGUGGUCAAAAUCUAGCGGUGUGAAAAUAGUUCCUUAGAUUGCUGGUUAAAAUUGCAGGAAAUGCUAACUAAAAACUUAAUUAUGCAGGAAAGAUAAUAAAUAACUGAUCAGCAUAGUAAAGGGGUUUCUACAAGUGGUGAUAUUUAAACAAACUAAAGACAGCUAGACUUUGUAUAAGAAGGCUUAUGAGAAAUAUAAUUUAGCCAUUUAUUAUUGUACUGUCUUAAACAUUAACAUUCAACAUAGGUUGCAUGUGAGCAAAAAAAAAAAAAUCUGAUUUGGGUUGCAUUUACCUGUUGUGUGAAAUUUGCCUCACGUCUCUAAAGAGCACCUCACUGAUCUUAUUUCAACUACAGGGGCUAGGAUUAUUUAUUUAGGGGUUAAAGGUCUAAACCUUUCCUCUGCUAGACAAAUACUUUUUCGUUCAUCUUGUUCUAAUGAGUAAUUAAAUUAGAUUCUUUUCCAGGGGUUAAAAGAAUUAGAUUUUAAUGCGUACAUCUAUUUCUAACUUAAGUAGCAUUUAAUAGCCUUCAUGAGCUUAAUAUUGUCACAACUGUAUAUAUUAUUAGUGCGUUGUUUCAGUGGGAUUUGUAUGUAGGAUAAUGGAGACAAGAUUGGUGAACUGGUGCACCUGUGUUAAACCAAGUAUAGCACCAUAGAUUCAGCUCUACAAAUUGAUAAGAUUUCAUCCAGCUUCUUUUGUUUAUCAUGACUCACAAACCUGCAGGUUAUACAUUUAGUCAGUCUUUUAAAUGUCAGCUUCAAAAGGGGCUAUUGAAGUAAUUUAUUCCUUCAAAUCAAAUGUAUUGGAGCAGAAACGUUUGAUAGCAGUGUCCUAAUGUUUCUGAGUAGGUGGGGGUUUUGCUCCUUUAAGAACAUUUUACCAUUUUACUCCAGUGACUCAGAUAGAAAAUGAGUCUUCAUUUCAAUCUUUAAAUCUGAAAUGAAUUUAUAUGAUUAGCAAGUAAAACAUUUUUGUUCUGUAUGGUAAUGCAAUGUGUAUCUCUGUUACAAUACAUUAGUUGUAGAGAAACAUGAGUGUCAUUGUCAAAAUUAAGUAAACAAUGUCAGAAAUAUUUUCAGGCUUUUCAAAGCUUAUGUAUUGAGUUCGACUCGAGCCUUUUUAUAAAUUGCAUGUUUAACUUUUUUCAUAGUGGAUUCAAAA